Molecule: messenger RNA, 2448 nt
Organism: Cryptosporidium ubiquitum
Lineage: Eukaryota; Apicomplexa; Conoidasida; Eucoccidiorida; Cryptosporidiidae
Product: galactosyltransferase
Exons: 1
Coding region: 1-2448 (815 amino acids)
Cellular component (GO): membrane
Molecular function (GO): N-acetylgalactosaminide beta-1,3-galactosyltransferase activity
Source: RefSeq, a predicted model, not a curated record
AUGAGAAUUUUAUCUUUAAAGUCACUUUUCCUUUUCCUUGGCUAUUCAUCUAUUAUAAUUCAUUUGAGUACAUACACUCUGAAUAAUGAUCAAAUAUUUUACGGAGUAUUCCUUCAAUUGUCAAAUAAAGGAUUUGGAACAAAAGAAAAAAAUCACGAAAUUUUUCAAGAUUAUACAAAUUCAAAUAUGAAAAUGGAUUAUAAGGAUCUUGAAAUUUCGCUUUGUGACAUUGGAUUUGCAAUUUUGUCGGCCCCCAAAUACUUUAAAAGUAGAGUAGAAGAUUUAAAAAAUAGCUGGUUAAGGCAUUUAUGUAGAAAUAGUAAUAAUCAGCAAUAUUCGAGUAAUUAUGUCUUGAUUUCGUCAGAAAAGCAUCCCGAUAUACCAACUAUGAUACCUAAUUGUGAAGAAAAUUAUCUUAACCUUUGUUGUAAAACUCUUGCAUCUUAUGAAUGGAUGGUUAGAAAUUGGCCAAAAAAGAAGUGGUACAUGAAACUUGAUGACGAUACUUUUGUGAUUUUAUCAAGCUUAGUUGAUGAAUUAAGUGUGUUUAACUCAAAUGACAAUAUAUUAAUUGGUGGCCAAAUUUACUUAACAUUAGAAGAUUCAUUGGUUAAUUCGAUUAGUGGGAGGUCAAAUAAUCUGCAUUGGAAAUAUCAUGGUGAAGUUAUAAAAGGCAUUAGAGGCGGCGCAGGGUAUUUAAUGAGUAAUUCUUUGGCCAAGUUAUUUAUAAAAAAUGGACAGAGAUAUUUAGAUAUCUGCAACAAUGGUGGAUCGAAAUUUAAAACAUUCGAAGAUGCUUCCCUAUCAUUAUUGGUUACGGAGUUGGUGGGGCAAAAAUCUAUAAAACACAUUCCUGGUUUCCAUUUUCAUAAUCCUGAAAUUUCUUAUCGCAGUGGAUUUGAUAAAAGAGGAUUUAGACCCGUAACGUUUCAUAUGAUGCAUGAUACAAGUAAAAUGGAAUUUUUGGAUUAUUUAUUGAAUGGAUCAAUGAGGCCUCCAUCAUAUUCAUGCAACCACGAAUCUACAAAUACGUGUAUCUCUGAAUUUGAUCUCUCAAUAUCAUCAAAAUACUGGGAUCCAGUUUACUUUGGUCCUUUGACUUCUAAUAGUUCAAAAAUACUCGGAGAAAAUGCAGUUUAUACAAGUAAUUUUAAAUCAGCAGAACUUAUUAAUAUAUAUAAUUCAGGCGUUGUUGGGUUAAAACCUGUGCAAAAAAGUACAAUAACUAUGGCUUAUCCAGAAUAUAAUAAACUAUCAAAUAAUAGAGUUACAGAUAUAUUCAAAUAUAAUAAUCAUUUUAAUAGUACAAAUAUUCCAUUACAACUGAAAUACAACUCAUUGGAAAUAGAGCAUCCGUGCAAAAAUUUGAUAGAAGAAUAUUCCCACAAAUUAAAAAGUUACUACAAACAAGUUUUUACUGGAAUUAAAGAAGUUUUAUUUGUUGGUUUCCCAGAUCAUCCAAACAGAGGCGAUUCUGCCAUUUUCACAGGUGCAUUAAUAUUAUUGGAGUAUUUAAAAAUAAAAAUUGUUAAGGUAGUUCAUUUAUUGAAUGAGUAUAAUGCAAAUGAAAUUUUUGAUUCAUUUAAUGCUAAAACUCAAGAAAGAGCUGUUAUUUUCCAUGGUGGAGGCAACUUUGGAGAUUUAUAUUCACAUCAUCACGAAUUAAGGCACAUUGUACUCAAUGAUUUUGUUAAUUAUAAAGUUGUAAUGUUUCCUCAAACCGUCUUUUUCAAAAAUCAAACAAAUAAAGUGACAACCAUACAAAAUUUUGCUAAUCAUAAAGGAGAGUUAUUCCUUGCAGCUAGAGACAAUCGCUCUUUCGAAAUUUUAACUGAAAUGUUCAAAGAUGUAAACCAUAUCAGAGUUGAGCUGUUGCCAGAUAUGGCAUUUUUAAUUGGGGACCAAAGAAAGAAAAGAGGGAUUCCUUCCCUCGACAUCUUGAUACAUGCUAGAGCAGACAACGAGGCUCCAGAUAUAUUAUUUAAUAAUAAUUCGGUAAAGAUGAAUAAUAUUAAACUUGAAAGUAUUAAAAAAGUGAUAAAGGAAGGUAAUGAACUUGAAAAUGUGGAGAAAAAUCAAAAUUCAGAUAAAAACAACAUUGUAAUAAAAAGGCAAAAAUGGGUCGAUUAUUUGACAAUAUUAAUUGACGAUUGGUUAGACAGUGAUGCAAAUUACAAUAACUUAAUUAACUCUGAUUACAUUGAAAAGUCAGUUUCAAGAACAUUAGAUGGAAUGGCAUUUUUAUCUAGAGCCAAUAUUGUAAUAACGAACAGAUUACAUGGUCAUAUUUUAUUGACACUUUUAGGUAUUUCACAUAUCGUUAUGGGUGAUUCCUUUGGGAAAUUAAUGGGUUUUAGAGAGACAUGGACUAUUAACUGCCCAUUGUCAAAUUGGUAUGAUGACUUUUCUGAUGCGCUAGUUAGCGCAUCAAAGAAAUUGAACCAGUAA